CAUAGGCAUGAAUCCCGCUGUAACGAUGCACGUUCACAACCAAAAAAACAUGAAAUGCUAUUUGCUGCUGCUAUAAUCUAAGCCUCUACAUUCCUAGGAGACAGGCCAAAUUCUUUUAGGAAAAUAUGGAGAAGUUGAUUUGCCCAGUGGCAAGCAAAUUUGUUACGUAAGGUAGCUAUGCAUUUUCUUCGUAUUUUAAACCAGCCUGCAGACGCUCUUCGAUACUUUUUCCUCCUGCAAACCCGCAUUAACACCAAAAACAUUGCGUCCAGAAAAUUGCUUCAUACCCACAUCAUCCACAAGGAUAUUUUGCGUAAUAGUGGUUUACGGAACAUGCUUCUAAUUCUCUAUGCCAAAUCAGGUAGCCUGCUGGAAACCCGCAAAUUGUUUGACGAAAUUCCCAUCCGAGAUGUCUUCUCGUGGACUGCGGUCGUUUCACUUUAUGUUCGGCAAGGGUUUCAACAACACGCCUUAACUCUAUUUUACCAAAUGCAGAAAACAGGUGUUCAACCCGAUCAGUUUAUCUUUGCAACUGUUGUUUCAGUAUGUUCGAAAUUGACAGCUGUUGAAGAGGGUUUGGCAAUUCACGGGCAUGUAAUUAGAAGUGGGUUUCAGUCUGACAUCUUUGUAGCCAGUGCCCUCGUAGACAUGUAUGCCAAAUGUGGGGAAAUUGACUAUGCACGCAAAAUGUUUGACGAAAUGCCUCAAAAAGACGUGGUCUCAUGGAAUUCAAUGAUUGCGGGAUAUGUACAGAAUGGAAACCUUGAUGAGGCUCUGCAGUUUUUUCAAGCAACUCCCCAACGGGAUGUGGCCUCGUGGAAUACCAUGAUUUCAGCUUAUGCCAAGCAUGGAUUUUUUGAGGCCUCUUUGGGAGUGUACUAUGAAAUGCAAGGAAAGGGAGCAGGCUGUCAAUCCAACGCUUUUACUUUUGCGAGCGUUCUUCCUGCAUGUGCCGAAUUGGUUUGCCUGGAACAGGGUAUAAAUAUCCAUGAACAUAUAAUCUCUAGCGGGCUUCAGUUUGAUGUUUUUGUGGCAAAUGCGCUCGUUGACAUGUAUGCAAAGUGUGGUGUCAUGGGUAAGGCACACAACGUGUUUGACAGAAUGCCUCAAAGAGAUGUUGUGUCAUGGAAUGCUCUAAUUGGAGGUUAUGCUCUGAAUGGACAUGUUGACCAAGCUGCAGCUCUCUUUCAGAAAAUGCCCGAACGAAAUGCCGCUUCAUGGAGUACCAUGAUUGCAGGAUACGCUAGAAAUGAUCUCUUUGAGGAGGCCUUGGUGUUGUUCAAUGAAAUGCAAAGCAUAGGUAUUCUGGCCAGUGAGUUUACCCUUGCCAGUGUUAUAUCAGCAUGUGCCAAGUUGGAAGCUCUAAAACAGGGUAUGGAGAUUCAUGGAAAAAUAAUCAGAUGUGGAUAUCAAUCUUAUAUUUUUGUGGGGAAUGCUGUCAUCGACUUGUAUGCGAAAUGCGGAUAUGUACAUAAGGCUCGUAUUUUAUUUGACAAAAUGUAUCAUCGGGAUGUGGUCUCGUGGAAUACAAUGAUUGUGGGUUAUACACAAAAUGGGCAAACCGAAGAGGCACUCAAGCUCUUUCGGGAAAUGAAAUUAGUAGGAAUGGAGCCAGACGUAAACACCUUGUCUAAUGUUUUAUCAGCGUGUUCAAGCUUGGAAGCUCUAGAGCAUGGUAUGGAAAUCCAUGAAGAAAUUAUUCGGAUGGGUUUUCACCGUGAUGUCUCUUUGAGUAGUGCCCUUGUCGGCAUGUAUGCAAAAUGUGGAAGCAUAGAAAAGGCAUUUGAUGUAUUUGAUAGAAUGCUUCAUCGAAAUGCUAUCUCCUGGACAGCAAUGAUUGCAGGCUGUACUCAGAAUGGGCAUGAUAUGGAGGCUAUCGAGCUCUUUCGAGAAAUGAAAUGGGUAGGAGUGGAGCCUGAUUCAAAGGCAUUUGUUAGUGUCCUGCCAGCAUGUGCCAACGUUGGAUCUCUUCAACUAGGUAGAGAAAUCCAUGGAAAGAUAGUUAGAAAUGGACUCAACAUGGACGUGUUUGUAGAAUGUGCUCUUUUAGACAUGUAUGCAAAAUGUGGAAGCAUAGAGAAAGCUUAUAAUUUAUUUGAAAAUAUGCAAUUGCGAAAUAUUGUCUCCUGGACAGCUAUGAUUGCAGGAUAUGCUAUGCAUGGCUACGGCAAGGAGGCAAUUCAGCUCUUUGAACAAAUGCGUCAUUCUAGCUUGAAACCAAAUGAUGUAACCUUAAUUUGUCUUUUGUCUGCUUGUUGUCGUUCAGGUCUAGUUGAUGAAGGGUGGCAAUACUUCAAUUCCAUGAGUGAAAAUUAUCAAAUCAUACCUAGCAUAGAUCACUAUGGCUGCCUGGUUGAUCUUUUAGCUCGUGCUGGACACUUAUAUGAAGCACAAAUGGUUAUCAACAAGAUCCCAAUAACACCCGAUGCUACAAUGUGGGCAUCCUUGCUCGGUGCUUGUAGAAUUUAUGACAAUGUACAGUUAGGCGAACAUGCAGCGGAGCAACUUUUUAAGUUAGAUACUAAAGGUGCCGCUCCUUAUGUGCUAUUGUCAAACAUGUAUGCCGGAACUAGUAGAUGGGAUGGAAUUGAAAGGGUACGGAACAUGAUGAAAGACAAGAGGAUAAAAAAGACACCUGGUUGCAGUUGGAUUGAAGUCAAUAAACAAGUUCAUACUUUCCUCUCAGAAGAUAGGCAACCACUGUAAGUGCGAAACAAUUAUGCAAUUUGGGGAACAUUCUCCAGGUGAGGAUAGAGGCAUGUGCUUGGACAUGAUAUGGUUCAAAAUGGUCUGAACAAGCAGAAUGCUCUGUGACCUUCGAAUUUAUUUGGUCAUUGUAUUUGGGUUUACUGGCAUGACUCAUGGGACAGUUGUUUGGGUUAUCAAACGAAGUAAUAGAGAAUGAUGAUUUCCACUUUGUUCAUGUCAAUGAUUUUGGUUCAAGAGAUUGUUGCGAGUGAUAACUUUUAUUUAUCAUUUCAGUUUGGGAUGGUCUUCAAAAGGUGUGGAAAUUGACGAAAGACAAGAUCUUCAAGAUGAUAUUUGGAUGUGGUUGGAUGGAAGUCAACGAGUACGUGCUUUCUUUGCAGAAAGCUGUGUGGCUCCAUUUUUUAACUAAACAUAUGCGGAGUUGGAAAGAUUGCUCAGGUUGUCAAAGUCUAAAGGCUGGAGUUCGUAAGGGGUUGGGGGGUUGGCCUAUGUCAAGAAUAAGGGGUUUUGCCCUUGCCAAGAUUAAGGUAUGGCCAUCUUUUAUUGUAGUAGACUGAUUUAGUCUGAUGUGGAUACUCAUUCCUUGCAAGAGGAAGCCAUUUAAGUAUCCGAGUAGAUUUCUUCUAUCGUUUGGAUUCAUUUCAGUUUUCUCAACUUCAAUGUUACUGAAAUAAUUCAAGAUUUUUGGGUAGAUUGUGGACCACUUUGCAUGAAUAAUGGAAACCAAGUUGAACAGGUCUACACUUUGCAUACAAUUCUUGGCAAACGAAGUAAAUUCAGCAUACUUUCAGUAGGCUGUGACACUAAUAAGUUUUAUUUUAAAAGGUACUUUGGAACAGCACAAAAAGAAUGAGAGAAAAGCCAAUUCAAGAAUCGAAAGGGAUAGAAAAUUCAUUGACAAAAUCAAGGAAAUCUAUCCUUUACUUCAAGAAUAUCUCAACGAGUAUUAAGAACAAACUGGCCAUGAUUAACA
Molecule: messenger RNA, 3682 nt
Organism: Cryptomeria japonica (Japanese cedar)
Lineage: Eukaryota; Viridiplantae; Streptophyta; Pinopsida; Cupressales; Cupressaceae
Product: pentatricopeptide repeat-containing protein At2g13600-like
Exons: 1
Coding region: 178-2706 (842 amino acids)
Biological process (GO): RNA modification
Molecular function (GO): RNA binding; protein binding
Source: RefSeq, a predicted model, not a curated record